This is a messenger RNA of Salpingoeca rosetta, 19422 nucleotides long. RefSeq names its product notch-1. Lineage: Eukaryota; Choanoflagellata; Craspedida; Salpingoecidae. Gene Ontology annotation, biological process: polysaccharide catabolic process; homophilic cell-cell adhesion. Bases 1 to 19131 code for a protein of 6376 amino acids. Gene Ontology annotation, cellular component: membrane. Gene Ontology annotation, molecular function: calcium ion binding. The transcript is spliced from 12 exons. The record is from RefSeq and is a predicted model, not a curated record.
AUGGGCAGCGCGCAGGUGCGCCUCUCCUCGCCAGCCAUUGCAAACUACACGUUGGCGCAGGUCACAGCCCUCAGCUACGGGGCACAAACAGUUCCCGACCCGCAAUCCGUCAUAUCACUCGUCACGGCCCCGAGCAGCAAUCCAGAUACGGAAGACCCGUAUGCCGCCAUCACCCUGCUUCGCGGCGACGUGUCAGCCAACCCCUCUGGUGCAGCUCUCUCACUCAGCUUUGCAGAUGGCGUUGACAUCACGUCCGCGCAGCUCCUGCGCGUGUACGAGGCCGAGGAUGGUUGUGCGUCUGCGCCCUGCGUGCAUGGAACAUGCAUCGACACUCCGGCAGCGUACGCGUGCAACUGUACAGGAACAGGGUUCACUGGCCCGCAAUGCCAGCACCUCAUCACCUGCAACGUCACGCAAGACACCACCCCGCAGUUCAGCGCGCAGCUGUUCCCGGAGCCGCCAGCCAACAGCAUCGCCUACGACGAGCGUGCCGUCUUCCAGUGCCUCUCUGGGUUUCGCAGCUCCGCCAGCGAGGACGGGCCUGCGCUGGUCUUUCGUACCUGCACCGCCAGCGGCAGACUCGGUGCACCAUCGGCAACCUGCGUGGACAUUGACGAGUGCGCGUCGGUCGCCCUGAACGAGUGUGAGCAGCAGUGCAUCAACACCAACGGCUCGUACGCGUGCGCGUGCACUGCACCCGACAGCAUGCUCAGCAGCGACAAUCGCACGUGCACGUACGCUGUCCAGCUCUUCCCAGACACCAUCGACACGGAGACGGCGCUUGACGUGGUGGACGUGCUCGUCGUGGCGCAGGACCGCGACCUCAGCACCCUGCCCAUCGACAACAUCACCAUUGGCAACCUCCUCAUCACAGAGACAGCUGUCAUCCAGUCCAGCAUUCGCGUGCGGCUGCAGCGGGCAGACCUCCGCUCCACCGCCGCCAUCCCCGUCUCGCCAAGCCCAAUUCUGCGACAGGCAACCCUCACCGCCUUGUCCAGCAUCCCCAACACCGCUAGCGUGUGGCAGACCACGGGCGUGACAUCCACAACCGACGAGCGCUGCGUGCACGCGCUGGCAAGCGAGCAGGUGCCCGGCAACUCAAGCGUGUUGGCAGAGGUGGAGUACCGCGUUGCCACCAGCAUCUUCACCAUCGUCCACCCGACAUCUGCGACCGCCCCGCAAGCAACGGCGCGCCGUGACUCGCUCACCUACGACGUCACCACGGCCCUUCCUGCCGGCACUCGCAUCAAGGCAUUCGGGUGUGCCUGCCCGACCGGGUUUGAGGGCGACACGUGUGCCGACAACAUCGACGACUGCAGCCCCAACCCUUGUGGGCCCGGCACCUGCACAGACCUCGUGGCAGACUUCACGUGCUCCUGCGAAGGCACGGGCUUCCAGGGCGACCUGUGCGCCCAACGCGUGCAGUGCCCAGCACCGGCAACUGCGGAUGCAGCCACCAUCACGUCACGGUCACCAGGGGUGGACGUCCACUUUGAGGACUCCGUUGUGUACUCGUGCCACUCCGGUAACGUCGUUUACAACACCACAUCCGGCAGCACGCUCACCACGCUCCUUCCGCCAGACAGUACGCCUGCCUACAUGACCUCGUUCACCCGCACGUGCCGGGCCGAUCAGACCUACACCAACACGGAGCUGGCGUGUCAUGACGUCAACGAGUGCGACCCAGACGCCCAAGACCAGCCCCGCACCUACCAGCAGCAGGCGCUGUACACGUGCGAUGAUGGCUACACCACCACGGGCGAUGCACAGGCUACCGCCACCUACACGGCUACCUGCACGGCGACAGGCAACUACACGUUUCAAGGGACGUGUGUGGAGGUGGACGAGUGCGCUGCCCAGCCGUGCAUGAACGGCGGCGUGUGCACGGACCUGGUGAACGCGUUUGAGUGCGCAUGUGUCGGCGAGUGGGGUGGCCCGACGUGCAGUGAUGACACCAACAGGCCGCCAGAACGCAUCUCCCUCAGCACCACGCGCGUGCCAGAGAACACCUUCCCGCUGCCUCUCGUCACUGUCACUGUGGAAGACCCAGACACCCACCAGAGCCACACGCUGCAGGUGCUCUCAUCAACACCACCCGGUGUCAUUGUCGUGGCAACAACAAAUGGUGGCAGUAGCAGUGGUGGCAGUGGUGGUGCAGGUGCAGCUUCUCCCACUCUGGAGAUCACGCGUGCACUUGACUUUGAGGUGGAUGGGUCGGCCAUCGAGGCUGUCGUGCGUGCAACAGACAACGGCACCAUUUCCCAGCUGUCGGCUGACUUUCUUGUGCGCAUCACCGUGGACCAAGAUGCUGGUGGCACCUUCACAUACGCACUUGUGUCUCCGCAAGGCUCAACAGCCGCUGCAGCCUUUCAAAUCAUGGGCGACAUGCUGCUGGUCAAGUCUGCAGUGCCGCUCAACCACGAGGCCAACCCUGUCGUCACCACAUCCAUCUCCUCCAUCGACAACAACGGCGCCGUCGUCACGUCCACCUUCAACAUCAGCGUCGUUGACAUCAACGAGCCGCCCACAGACGUGGUCGUGCACGCCAUCAACGACACGUCGCAGCAGCCGCUGCAGCAGUUCCUUGUGCCAGAGCAGCCAGCACACGCCACAACAGCAGCACAGCCGUGGCUGGUGGGCGCCGUGCGCGUGCUGGAUCCGGACACGGCCGACGCCACCGCAGACCCGCAACCGUUUGUGUUUGACGUGUCCCCAGCCGGCGUCGCCUACAUUGAGAACCAGCAGCUGUUUGUCGACCGGUCGGCACUCGAUUUUGAGUCGCAGUCGUCCUUUGUCAUCAACGUCACCGCGCGCGAUGCUCGCGACAGCUCCCUUGCCGUGUCACACCAGUUCACGCUGCUCGUCCAAGACUUGAACGAGUCACCCACAUCUGUCGUCCCCAACGGCGUGCCUUCCAUCUCCGAGCAUGCGCUCCCGGGCACCGUGGCCGGCUCGCUCACCGUGCAGGACCCAGACAGCAUCGCCAACGACACGCACACGUUCCUGCUCACCGACGCCUCUGGCAAGUUCGCGCUCGUUCCAGGCAGCGACCGGCGUACGGUGCAGCUGGUGCUGGCAGCGGGCGCCACGCUGAACUACGAGGUGCGGUCCGUGUUCGUUGUCGCCGUCACCGCAACGGACCAAGGCGGCCUCUCCGCCACAUCGCAGAUCCUCGUGUUUGUGCAGGACAGGAACGACGCCCCGACAACGCCCACCAUCACCAGCAACAGGCUUCCCGAGAACACGACGGCGCUUCCGUUCGUCGUCGGCACGCUGCAGGCCACGGAUGAGGACGCGAGCCAGAUGCUCCAGUUUGCGAUUGACAGCAUCGAUCCGCCACACGUCGCGCCCGUGUUUGCACUCGACGGUGCAGCACUCGUUUACGACAACACAGACAGCCCGGACGUUGUCGUGAGCCACGAGACGACGCCGACCAUCACCUUCACCAUCACCGUGCAGGACUCGGGCGGCCCUGGGGACAACGACCCACCGCUCAGCACAACGACGGACAUCGUUGUUCGCGUGGUCGACAGCAACGACGCGCCACAGGGCUUGGUGCUCAUCAACGCAACAGCGGCCGUCCCGGAGAACGCAGUGGCCGGCACCUUCGUUGGCACGCUCGCGGUCACGGACGAGGACAUGGAUGAGACCAUCACGUUUGAGAUUCUGCUUGGCGGUGAAUUCCUGGCCGUCGCCACCCCGCAGCCCACCGCCUGCUCCGGUGGUGCUGGCCUGUGCACUGCGGAUGUUGUCACGACGACACCGCUUGACUUUGAGACGACCCCGACAUUCACGCUGCUGGCGCGGGCGACCGAUUCUGUCGGCAGCAGCACAACGCAGUUCUUCACCAUCGCCGUGCAGGAUGUCAACGACAUGCCACGCGUUCUUGGCCUGACAAACACGGUUGUCUCCGAGGCACCGUCCUCGCCCCUGCCGCUCACAAUUGCCACGGUCAUGGUGGACGAUGAAGACGGCGACGUGGUGUCGUGCUCCGUGCUGGCGCCAGCAGAUGCUGCCUUCACAAUUGAAUCCGCUGCACCGGCAUCAGGCGAGACGCAACCACAGCAGCAGCUCGUGCUCGUUGACGCGCAGCCCAUUGACUUUGAGGCAUCGCACACCUUCGAUGUCGCGCUGGCAUGCAGCGAUGGCAACGGCGGCGCUACCGACGCCACAUUCACUCUCACUGUUGCAGAGGACGUGCCUGUGCGCAGCACCGUUGCCUCCAUCAUUGUUGUGGACCAGGACGCAGGCGACACACACAACGUCACUGUGGCCAGCGAACCUGCGGGUGUGUUUGAGGCUACACAGGACAGCGUCGCCGUCAUCAUUCGCGCCGAGGACAGUGCACACAACGUGCUGCAGACCACCAUCACUGUGAGCGUGCUUGACGCGAACGACCCACCAAGCGCAGUCACGCUGCAGCCUUCCUCUCUGAACGAGCACACAGCAGCAGCAGCAGCUUCGUCAGAUGCCAUUGACUUUGAGGUGUCGAGUGUGGUGGAGGUGGACGUGCAGGCCGAGGACAGCGAGGGCGCGCGUGGUCCCGUCACCACGCUGUUCAUUGACGUGGUUGAUGUGCCCGAGGCACCACGCCAGCUGUCCUUACAAGGCGAUGUGGUGGAGGAGAAUGCCGUUGCCACGGCUGUUGGCGUCGUCUCUGUCCUCGACCCUGAGUGCAAGCAUGUCGCUCUUGGUCCGACGACGUGUGUUGACGAUGCGGCAACAGGUGGCACGCGGUGCACGGCCACGCUCAGCACGACCUCUGCUGCUGCCAACGCGCCAAACUACGAGGAGACCCCCUUUGUGGACGUGGUCGUCGUUGCCACGGACUUGCUGUACACGCCACCGUACUUGCUGGAGCUCAGCACGAGCUCUGUUGCGGAGAACACGCCACCAGGCAUCCCCAUCGCUACCAUCGUUGCGUUUGAUGAGGACAGGAGCGGUGACGAGCACACGUGCCAGCUGCUCUCUGGCGGCGACAGCGCCUUGCUCUCCUUGUUGCCGCCCAACACACUCACCGUGGCCGCGGGUAUGACCGUCAACUUCGAGGAGCGCGCCUCGCUCACGUUUGCUGUGUGGUGCAGCGACGUCAACGACGCCACUGUGUUCGCGACAGCCAAUCUCACCCUCGAUGUGGUGGACGUGCAGGAGCCACCCACGGCCGUCGUGUUUGCUGCAUCUGGGCCUGUGCCGGAGGUUCGCUCGCAGGCGAUUGUCCUUGGCACGCUGAGCACGAUUGACGAGGACGCGCAGGACAGCACCAUCUUUGUCCUCUCGGACAAUGACGGCGGGCGCCUGACCAUUGCGCAGACCAACGAGGUGGUCAUCUUGGCAGAUGCACCAAUCGACUUUGAAACACAGCCCACCCGCACCUUCAACGUCACCGCAAUCGAUCUCUCCGGCAUCCCUGUCUCCCGCCAGUUCACUUAUGAGGUUGCAGAUGUGAACGAGCCACCAACAGCACCCACCAUUACCCCAACUCUUGGAAACGGCGGUGACAAUAGCAGCGAUGUCACAAUCAUCCCCGUGCCCGAAACGACGGCUGUUGGAACCGUGAUUGCCACACUCACAUCCACAGACCCAGAAGGGACGCCCGUCAGCUUCGUUGUUGGCGGCCAAGACAGCGCCUCCAUCGUGCUCGCCACUCCCGCCACUCCCGUUAACUUUGAGGGAGGCAGCAGCAGCAGCAGCGACGCCAGGUUGUUCUUCUGGGCACGAGCCAGCGACGGCGUGAAUGACUCGCCCGCCACACAUGCCGGCAUCGCCAUUGGUGACGUGAACGAGGCCCCAUCGUCCAUUGUGGUGUCCCCCACACGCGUGCCGGAGAAUGCGCUGCCGGGCGCGGUCACCCUGAGCGUCACCAUCACUGACCCAGACGAAGAAGACAGUGUCGUCAUCACCGGCAUUGCAACCGAUCCUGCAAACAUUGACAUCACCAUUCAGACGCAGCCGUCGUGCGUCAGCGUUCCACCACGGGAAGGCAACAACGGCACGCUGGCUGCUGGGUACACGGAGUGCAGUGGUGCUGUGCUGUCGCUGAACCAGCCCUUCAACUACGAGCAGCUUCCCUCCUUCGUGCUCACGUUGCACGCAGCAGAUGCAGCUGGCGCACAGACAACGGCGACAGGCUCAGUGGAGGUGGCAAACCUCAACGACCCGCCAACUUCGGUGGCACCUGCGACGGUGCAGCUGCCAGAGAACUCUGCCGCCAACACUACGGUCGCUGUGCUGACCAUCGCAGAUGAAGAUGCAGGCCCAGCCGGCACGUACACGUGUGCUCUGCGGCACCCGUCAUCAGCAUCCUGGCCCUUCGUGGUCAGUGGUGGCAGGCGAGUGUUGGUUGACCCGACGGCGACCGCCAGCGAGCUCAAGGCCGCGCUGAACUACGAGGACACGCCUGUUCUGCUGGUCGAAGUGACAUGCACUGACGGCUCAACAGCAACGACCCCACUCGCCAUCAACCACACACUCACGGUGCAGCUGACAAACGUACCGGAGGCACCCACCGACAUUGUCAUUGUGCCCGGCAGCGUGCCCGAGAACUCGCCAGCAGGCACGCGGUCGCUUCCGCUCGUGGUGGCGCGCGGCGCUGUGCUUGAUCAUGAGGCAACGCCGCAGCUCUCCGUCACGCUCGGUGCAUUUGACCCGACCUUCCGAUAUGUCAUCCGCACCAUCGCCAUCCCCAUUGUGGACGUGAAUGAACCACCGACGAUGCCCAUGUACGAGGGCGCGCUGACGCUCCCGGAGAACGCAGCACCGGGCACGGUGAUUGGCGAGGUGUCCGCCAUGGACCAGGACGAUGGCCAGACCAUCACCUUCUCGAUCGGUGACGGUGGGGAUGCUGUUGGUGCGUCCUCCUUCACCAUCAGUGGCACCUCUGUUGUCGUUGGCCCAGCACCGACCCUUGACUUUGAGACACAGCCCAGUGUCUCAUUUGAGGUGGUGGCGACAGACAGUGAUGCCGCGUCCCCGCUCAGCGCCAGCACCAUUGUCACCAUCUCCCUGACAAACGCCAACGACGCCCCAAGCACGAUUGCGUUUGAGGGCAGCUUCACCUUGCCCGAGAACGCACCAGCCGGCACCCCAAUAGGCGUUGUCAUUGCAACCGACGAAGACGCCAGUGACACCCUAAACAUCACCGUGUACGAAAGCAGCAGCAGCAGCAGAAUUAGUGGGGUACGUGCAGGUGUGACGGCGUGUGAGCCGGGCGAGGGCGGUGUUGGCGUCGUGUGCCGCGCACAAGUGCUGAGCACGCACACCUUCAACUACGAAGAGCUGCUGGCGUCGUCCGCCACUAUGCGCCCCAUUGUGGUGGAGGUGACAGACACCAUGGGUGGCCUCGCCUCUGCUUCUACCUCAUUCACUGUGCUUGACGUGAACGAUGAACCGACGGACCUCGUUGCACCCGCCCUGCCGCUGCUCCUGCCCGAAAACGCCGUGCCGCUGCCCUACACCGUGUCCACACUGACGUUGGAGGACGAGGAUCAGGUGCAGGUGUCGCCGGUGUCCUGCACCGUGGAUGGCGCGUACGCAGACAGCUUCGUAGCCACCGCAACACAAGGCACGCAGCGCAUCGCGGUGCAAGCAACGCGCACCUUUGAUUAUGAGGAGGAGCCCGACACCUUUGACAUUGCAGUGACGUGCCAGGACGGUGCGUUUUCCAUCACCCGCACGUUCCCUGUACGCGUGCUGGAUGAGCCAGAGGCACCAACCGCCAUCACGCCCAUGCAGAUCAGCGUGGCCGAGAACUCGCCCGUGGGCGCCCUCGUUGGCGAGAUUACUGCCGUCGACCCCGACACUUUUGAUCGGCACUCGUUUGCGUUUGUGGACACGGCGAACCUCCCUCUGACCGUCGUGGACGACAACACCGCCGACCGCUCUGCACAUGUCAUCGUUGGCACGCCAGCACCUGGGCAGGCGGCCCUUGACUUUGAGGACGAGAGCGUGCGCGAGACCACGCUGCUUGUGCGGGUGACAGACUCCACAGGCCUGUUUGCCGAUGUGAACGUGACGCUCAUCAUCACAGACGUGGACGAGCCCGUGCCGUCCUUCACUGUUGCGCCUGCCGCUCCCAUCCCUGAGCGCACCACGUCUCCAACGCUAGCAGCGACACUGACGGCGGUUGACCCCGAGGGCGACCUUGUCACCUUCACCGUCACAGACGAAAGCCAAGCAGUUGCCACGGGCGCGCGUGCAUGCCUCGCCGUCAUCCCUCCUGUCAUGCCUGCUGCCGCCACCAUGCCCAGCGACACCAUUACCACAAUUUCCACCACAACCACGACGACGACAACGCCCGCUCCGGCCUUUACGGGCAGCGGCGAUGGCACCGUGGUGAGCAGUGGUGAUGGUGAUGCAGGCGCAGAUGAGAUUGUGGACACAACCGCCACACCUGUCUCAACAACAGACGCUACAGGCACUGUCCCUACCCUCGCUGCCGAUCCAUCGCAGACAGAGUGCCGGACAUCCAUGACAGUGACCUCGUCUGAUUCUGUGGUGCUCAUGAUUGUGCCUGGUGCGGAUGGCCUUGACUUUGAGCGUUGGCCUGUCUUCAACGUCAGCGUGCACGCCAGCGGCAUGAUGGACACCCCGAGUGGCAUCACACGUGACGUUCCCGUGUACGUGCUGGAUGAGCCGGAACCCCCACGCGAUGUGCAGCUGACAGCGACCGCCGUGUCUGAGAGCACAGCGGUUGGCACCAUCGUGGCACGUGUGCAGGCGGAGGACGAUGACGCUGGUUCCCAGCUCACCUUCGCCGUGCAUGACCCCACCGACACGUUUGUGCUCGCUGCGCCAAUGAAUGCAUCCGACGUGCAGUGUGAGACAUCUGCUGCUGAUGGCGUUGGCGCUGUUUGCAGUGCACCAUUGGCACUCACAAGGCCGCUCAACUACGAGCAGCAGCCAUCGCAUGUCAUCACCGUGGUGGUGUCGGAUGGCCAGCACACGACAACCGCAAACCUGACCGCUUCCGUGACAGACGCCAACGACGCACCCACAGCGCUCUCCCUCGAUCCUUCGUCUGUUCGUGAAGACGUGCGGUGGAGAAGAGUCCCAGUUGCCCGCAUUGUGGUUGAGGAUGAGGACUUGCUGCACAACCCAGCAGAGCAGCACACGUGCGUGGUUGUCGAGCCUGCGAGCGCCUUUAUCAUCGUGGCGAACGACACGACUGGCCAGAUCAUCAACGAGGUGUUUGCGACCAGCGCUGCCGCCAUCGACUUUGAGCGCGCGAGCGAACGCACCAUCACUUGCAUGGACAACGGUGUGCCGCGCGCAUCCCUGAUGCAGGACGUGGUCUUGACGAUUGAAGACGUGAACGAAGCACCAGUGCAGGUGUUGCUGCAGCCGCCAUCUGUUCCUGAGAAUGCGGCAGUCGGCACCGUGAUUGCACGCAUUGCCCUGGACGACCCCGACCUGUACACCUUCACCUCGCCCGACAGCGCAGAGCCAGCAGAGCUUGCCAUGCGUCGGGGCUUUGGCAAUGCCAACGUGACGCUAGUGACCGAACCCGACCUUCAUCCCUUCACGCAGCGUGGGCAGGAGCUCGUGCUGACUGCGCCACUGGACUAUGAGCGUGUUGACUCUUACACAAUCAGCUUCCUCGUUCAGGACGGCCCACACACAGCCACGUUCUCUGUUGACAUGCAAGUGCUGGACCGCAACGACGCGCCCGCCCCUGCGGCGCUUGACAACAACGUGCUGCUGGAGAAUGCAACGGCGCCUGCUGUUGUUGGGCUGCUGCUGUUGUUUGACCAAGACGAGGGCCAGGAGCUGCGGGCUGCUGUUGCGGCUGGUGUGGGCAACUCGUCCCUGUUCACCAUUGAUGCACAGAACCAGCUGGUGUUUGUUGGGGCGCCGUCGUUUGUACUCGACCACGAGCAAGCGCCUGUUCUCACGGUGGUGGUCAUCGUGUCGGAUGCACUCAACGCCACCUCGACAACCGUGCUUGAGGUGAUGGUGGGAGAUGCGAAUGAUGCGCCCAUUGUGCGCGCUCCACAGCCAUCGCCAGUGCAGGUGACGGAGAGCGCUCCGGUCGGCACCUCUGUUGCAACCCUCACUGCAGUAGACGUGGAUGUGCGCGACACGCAGCUGGUGUUUGUGUUGUCGGAUCCCACCAACACGUUUGCACUCGGCAACGUCACGUGCAUGCCGGCAUCCUCCGCAUCGCAGCUGACGGGUGUCACCUGCACGACAGAUUUGCGAACGCGGCUCCCACUCGACUAUGAGUCCACGCCCACCUAUGUCGCUGUGAUUGAGGCUGUGGACGCCCAGGGUGCGCGUGGCGGUCGUGCCAUCACCGUUGACGUGACGGACGCCAACGACGCUCCUGUCAUUGCUGGGCUGCUGCCGGACGCUUCUGUGCCAGAAACACUGGCAGUCGGCGACACGGCAGCGGUAGUGGCGACGACGGACCAAGACGCCAACCAUGCGGUCAUGUGCACGCUGCUGCCCCCAACUGAUAGUGAUACGCCAGCGCCACCUUUUGCGCUUGUUGGCGGCAACAGGCUGCAGUUGACCGACCCGCUCAACUUUGAGGUGCAGGCGGAAUACACACUGCGCAUUGAGUGCGUCGACACCCACACCCCCGUUGCAGGACGCACGACAGCGUCCCUCGCCCUGUAUGUGGCAGACAGGAACGACGCGCCAACCCGCGUCUGGCUCAACACCACAGCCACCGGACCGCUGCCUGAGGAUGCUGCGCCAGGCACCGUCGUGGGACAACUGCACGUUGACGACGAGGACGCGGCAGAUGCGGGCAUGCAUCGCCUCCGCGUGGUUGGUGGUGGCAGCAGUGCACCGUACUCGAGCCGGCUUGCCAUAUCUGCAGAUGGGCGCCAACUUGUGGUGGCACAACCACCGUCGCCGCUCGCCGCGAACGAGUUCCUGUUCGAUUACGAGACAGCGCCAGUGGUGCUGGUGGAGGUUGAGGCAACAGAUCCCAGCAACGCCAGCGUCGUGUCGCAGCUGACGAUUGCAAUUGCUGACGCCAAUGAUGCACCAAGCUCACCGCUGCUGGAUGGCAGCAGCACGGUUGGCUCCAUCCCAGAGACUGCUGCGCCCGGCUUUGUUGUGGGCUCCCUGCAUGCAAUGGACGCUGACGGCGACGCGGUCACGUUCUUCAUCGCCAGCGACGGCGGUGCUGCCGGCGCUGACAACGGGCUGUUUGACGUUGUUCCUGCCGCUGGCAACAGCACUGCGCUGCUCGUGUUCGCAGGCCCGACAAGCGCGCUUGACUUUGAGGGCGGCAACACCAUGCUGGCCGUGUCUGUUGGUGCCAGCGAUGGUCGCGGUGGUGAAGCGUUUACAGACCUGACCAUCGCAGUGACGGACGCAAACGAGGCGCCCAUCAACCUGGUGGUGUCAUCGCCGCUGGCUGUGGCAGAGAACAUGGCCGUCGGCACGGCAGUUGGCACCCUCACGGCGACGGAUCCGGACUCGAACAUGGAGGCGCUUCAAUUUGACUUCAUCCCUGCGGAUGUGCUGAGCGUUGUUGGUGUGACGUGCGACCACGCCCAGCCAACAGGCAACUCGACCGCCAUUGCCACAACAUGCACCGGUGUUGUGGUGACAGCACAGGUGUUCAACUACGAGCAGACGCCGAGCGUGUCGCUGGUGGCGCGUGUAACCGACGCACAGGGCCUCGCCAUCACGCGGUCCGUGCAGCUGCAAGUGGCGGAUGCGAACGACAGACCAGCAGCAGUGCAGUUGCUGCAGGCAGAACCGCUCCCGGAGAACGCGCAGGCAGGCACGCGGGUUGGCGUGCUGAUCGUCAGCGAUGAAGACACCACUGGUCAACAGCACUCGUGUGCGGUCACGGACACCUCGGCCACCGGUGGUGCGCUGUUCUCCGUGACGACAGACAAGAACGAGCUUGUGCUGCGCAGUGAUGCAGCUGGCGUGCUUGACUUUGAGACGAGCCCAACCGUGGAGGUGGAGGUGACGUGCACAGACACCACGCCGCAACGGCUGAACGUCACACAGGGCGUGACGGUGCGUAUUGGCGAUGUGAACGAGCCACCAACAGGCAUCACGUUUGAUGGCGAGCUGCGUGAGGAUGCAGCAGCAGGCAUGCUGUUGGGUGAGCUUGUCGUUGCAGACCCAGAUGUCAACGACACGCACACGAUUGCGGGCGUUGGCAUGGACGCGCGGCUGCAACUGCGCGGGAAUCUGCUGUACGUGCGUGAUGAUGCGGCGACGCUGUUCGACUACGAGACGGAGCCCUUGCUGCAACUUCACCUGGUGGCCAUCGACUCUGUGGGUCAGUUUGUGCAGCAGCUGGUCAACAUCACCGUGGAGGACGUGAACGAGCCCCCGGUGGAUGUCACACUCACACCGACACAGCCCACCGCCGUCGAGAACACGGUGCCAACGACACUGAUUGGCCGGCUCUCCGCGCUUGACCCUGAAGGGUCUGGUCCAGUUACGUUCCGAUCUGGUGUACCGGCAGUGCUGGCUGUGACCAGCGAUGGCAACGUUACGCUUGUUGCGCCACUCAACUUUGAGGACAGCAGUGGUGGCGCUGACGGUGUGCAGUGGUUCAGCGUGGUUGCUGUGGAUGCAACGGGACUGGAGACAGAGGCGCGCAUCCCCAUUCGCGUCACGGACGCCAACGAUGCACCCGUGUUUACGGAACCAGCGCAGGCCAACGCGUUCAUCACAGCACCCGAGAACCAGCCCGUGCCUGUGGAUGUGGCUGUGGUUGAUGAGGACUUGAGCGAUGACCUGACCUUGUUCCUGGUGGAGGAUCCAGAGGCAACAGCGGUGCAGAUCACGCCCUGCGCAGCGUCAUCGUCGUCAUCCAUGGCCAACGGAAGCGAGGUUGUCCUGCGUGCGGGAGCUGAGCCGCUCAACUUUGAGGAGGCGCAAACGGCCUCUGUGACCAUCCGCUGUGUGGACAGCGGCGUGCCGCAACGUGAGACGACGACCACCUUCACUCUCACCGUCACCAACGCCAACGACCCGCCCACGCGCAUCGCGCUGAGCCCGACCGCUGUGAGCGAGUUUGCUUCCGUCGGGAGCACAGUUGCACAUGUGUGGGCUGAGGAUGAGGAUGCUGACGCUGCGCGCUUCCACCGCUUUGUGGCGCUUUCUGCUGGCGAUCCUCCCUUCUUCGUGUUUGGUACUUCGCUCGUGCUGUCACGGCGGCUGGACUACGAGACGCAGCGGUCCCACAACAUCACCAUCCGCGUGGAGGACACCGCGGUGAGCCCGCCCGCGACACUCACGCAGACGCUGACAGUGCGGGUGAUUGAUGAGGUUGACUGCGACGCAACGCGCUGCUUCAACGGCGGGGACUGUGUCGAUAUUCCUGGUGAAGGAUUCGAGUGCAUGUGCCCACCCGGGUACGAUGGCCAGCGGUGCGAGAUCAACGUGGAUGAGUGCGCACAGCAGGCGGAGCCCUGCGGCCCCGGCGUUUGCGUGGACGGCAUCAACGAGUACACGUGCAACUGCACAGGCACCGGCUUCCGUGGCGAUGUAUGUGACGAGCCCGUGAUGUGCACGGCUGUGCCGCCGCCCAACGCGGCCCUGGUCGUCAACGGCAGCCUUGUUGAUGGCGACGACGCAUCGCAGCAGCUCGCGUUCAUGGAGCAAGUGAGCGUGGCCUGCUUGCAAGGAUACACGACCAACGGACUCGUGGACGGCCCCACCACGUUCACGGAGGUGUGCCAGGACAAUGGCAUGGUCUCCAGCACCGCGUCCUGCAUAGAUGCUGACGACUGCCUGGCCGAGCCCUGCCUCAACGGUGGUCUGUGUGAGGACCGCGUGGCUGGCUUCUAUUGCCAAUGCCCACCCGGGUUCUCGGGUGAGAGAUGCCAGUUUGCACGCGACUGUUUCCUCGACCAAGCGGGCGCCACUGCCACCGUGACAACAUACGAAGACCUGGCCCUGCUUGCAGAGUGUCGUGUCUUCCAUAGCAACGUCACCAUCUCCAUUACGGCUGCACCUGCGAACGCCACGGCUGAUGAUACAGCAAACGCCACCACCGCCCACCUCGCUUCGCUCUCAAACCUGCAGCGUGUCGCGGGCGUGCUUGCGCUGCGCAACAACGACCACCUUGUGUCUUUGCGUGGCCUUGCAAACCUGACAUGGGUUGGUGGCCUCGUGCUUGAGAACAACGCGCAGCUGCGCACCGUGUCCGGCCUCUCUGCGCUCACCACCAUCGGUGGCGAAUUGGUGGUGGCUGGUGCUGGUCCUUCCACCUUGCAGGGCCUGGAGCCGAGCACGUGUGGCAGCGUGAUUAUUCGCCAUUCGAGUCUCGUGUCGCUGGAAGCGGUGAACCUGCCCAUGUGGCUGCAAGGGUCAUUCGUGUUGGAGAAUAACGACUACCUGCUUCGCGUCAACGGCCUGGCUGCAGUACUGCAGAUUGCAGGCGAUGUGAUUGUGCGCAACAACCUGCGCCUGAUGACCCUGGAUGAACCGUCCAACCUUGCGCGCGUGGACGGUGACAUCCUCGUUCGCGACAACACCGUCUUGCUGGACGUGGAUGCACUGGCGAGCCUGCAGUCGUACGGUGGCUCGUGGGUGAUUGCCAACAACUCAAACCUGUGUUUCAUUGGCCCGUUCCUGCUGGAGAACAUUGCUUCGCUGGAAGUGAACAGCGACAGCGAGGAGUUCCCAGACGUGAUGCUGGCUCGUGAUGACUGCCCCGCCGAGCGCGCAGACACAGAUGGCGAUGGCGUGUUUGACGACAAGGACAACUGCCCGCGCGUGUUCAACCCGCAGCAGCGCGACAGCGACAGCAACGGCAUCGGUGACGUGUGCGACUGCAACGAGGGCUCGGAUGCGUUCUGCGCCAACGGCGGCACGUGCGUGCAGGACACGCAGGCGCGCCACUACAUGUGCGCGUGCCCAGUGGAGUUUGAGGGCCCAACCUGCAACAUCUCCAGCGUGUAUCCCGUGCCACAGAUGCAGGUCGAGCACUCGGCGCUGUUCCAGCAGCAGCCCGUUCGCGUGUCCUCUGUCGCCUUCACGCAGCCGUACCUGCUGCUGCCAGGCACCAACCCAGAGGUCAUCACCGACAGUGCGACCACUGACACGGUGACGACGCGGCUGAGCGCUGCGUGGGCAUCAUUGCAAGCGGAGGAAGACGUUGAUGUUCCUCGCCAGCCCGCGCACGACGCGGUGGCGACGCUGCUGUCUGCCAGCACGGUGUGGUUUGACGCUCCGCACGUGCGGGUGCACCUGCAAGCGCGCGACGCCAGCUUCAACAUGCGCACUGCUGCCACCACCGUCAGCAUCACGCUCAGCGCACGUGUGGACACCGAUGGUGACGGCACCAAGGAGGACGUGAGCGUACAGGCGUGGUGUGAGACGAGCGCUGCUUCUUCAGGCUGCAUUGCGUGGACAAGUGUGCCUCAGUCAUGGUUCCCCCUUGAGAACAGCGACGGCACACCGGCUGCCAUGCGCGCAGUCACGGUCGCGUACGGCAUUGGCGCUUCUCUUUCUGCCUCUGCGUUCAUGCAAGAGCUGCCAGGACAGCUGCAGCUUGCGUCACGCCCCGCCAUUGCAGCGAGGGUGCGCAACACGGUGGCUGUGCUGGUGCCGUUUGCACCUGUGUAUCGCGAGGAUACGACACAGCUGGCCGUGUAUGCGCAAGCCGACCGCGGUGUGUCUGCCGUUGUGCUGCGCAUGGACAUGAUUGACUCUGACGCGCUUCGCUUCGCGCGCGUGGUUGCGGCGCCUGGCUGGUCCGCCCGCACAUCGACCAGCGGCAACACCACCCUCGCCAUCAGCUUGCAGCGCCAGGUGCAGCAGCAGUCGGGUGGCGGUGGCAGCGGCAGCUACGCCAACCCCGAGGUGCUGUGCACGGUUGAGAUGGAAGUGAUGCCACAGGCCGUGGAGGGCCGCUUCUCUGAGCUGCAGGCAACGGCGGUGGGCUUUGUUGACCUACAGGGCCGCAACCUGCAGCUGGAGGGCUUCUACCCACUGCCCAGCCCGGCACUGCACCUGCAUCGCAACCGCGGCGUGCUCGCCUCCAAGAGCAUUGGGUAUGUUCCCGUCGCAGCCAACACGCUUGUUGCGCUUCUUCCGCACUUGGCGCAAGCGGAGCUCAUCAACACGGCAAGACUGGACGGCAACACUGUUUCAAGUGCGCUCGCGCUGUGGUCGGCGGAUGCACGAGGCACCAUCGCGCCCGUGUCGCCGUCAACCACAGCACUUGCAUGUGAGAGUGGCAAGCAGAGCGUUGUGCGCGUUGCGGCGGACUGCACUGCUGUGGUGCUGCUGGGCACGGAGAUUGAGGGUCAAUCACGGGUGUCUGUGACGGUGCGUGUGUCUGGCACGGCCGUUUCUGCAUCCGUGGAUGUGCGUGUGUGGUUUCCCCUGGCGUCGACGACCACAGCGUCUCUGUCACGCCCAACCACGCGCCCGCUCGCCGGCCUCCGCGACCACAACUGCCAGCCCGUGUAUGAGGACGUGUUCCUGGACGUGAGCAUCGCGCUUGCGCUUGGCUCUCCAUCGUCGCAGACAGCGCCGCCCACUGUGCGCGUGGACGCGACGCGGCUGCUGCUGUCUGGCAUCACAUCCAGCGAUCCAGCCACCGCGUCCCUUGACCCCUCAUCGCCCGGCCGUGGCACAGCUGUUCGCGUGCGUGCGCACCAGCCAGGCAUUGUGCUUUUCCUCGUGCAGACGGCAUCUGGCUCCUUCAUCGGCGCUGUUGCCCUUGAGGUGCAAUCGGAAGCGGCACAGCUGCAGGUGUUUGCGCGCCCCAUCGUUGACCUUACGCUCGCCUCCUCCUCAUCAUCCUCAUCCUCGCCAACAGCUGUUGCUGCCUCUGUGCCCGAGGAGCUGGAGCCCACACGGCGUUUUGCGACUGCAACAUACGGCAACCGCGUCACCCGCUUCCCGCAGAAUGUCAACAUCCUCGCUGUUGGCAUCGCCAGCGAGAACGCCAACACAACGGCCAGCAGCAGCAUGGUUGAUCCGGAGCCAACAGACCUGUCUGGUGUGCUGGGCGUGGUGACGGAACUGUACGACGCGAGCCAGGAUGUCGUGAGCCUCGUUGACGGCAGCACGCUGCUUGUUGAGGGCCUGACAUCGCCGUCCGGCCCCGUGGCCAACGUGUCUGUGCUGUCGCUGUGUGACGGCGCCGUUGCAGGCACCGUCCCGCUGCACGUGCGCACCACACCUGCAGUGCCAACACAGGUGGAGGUGCUGCUGGGCGCGCCACGUCUUGCUGUGAGCGGCAACGCCGCCGCUGCGAGCGACGUGGGCAUUCCGACCCGCACGCGCGUGCGUGUGAUCCUUCACUUUGCAGAUGGCACACAACAGGACGCCACGUUUGCGCCUGGUGUGGACGUGCAGGUUCCAGCAGGCAGCGUUCUUCUGACUGGAAACGACGUGCUCACGCUGGCCACGACCAGCAACGCCGCUGCGGGCUCGUUCGAGAUUGCGGUGACGCUGACCAACUUUGACAACAUGGAGCAGCGCGCGCCCGUGACGUUCGUCCGUGCCGCCGCCUUGCUGCUGGACGCCGAGCUCAGCCCAGGCGGCAGCGCUGUGCCUGAUGCGUCUUCUUCAACAUCGCGCGUUCACAUUGGCCCGCUGCAGGCACUCGCUGCGGAUCGGUCGCUGCGCGUGUCUGUGCAGCUGCUGCUGACAGAUGGCACUGCCGUUGACGUGUCCGCGUCCUCGUUCACAACGCUGCGCGCCGUCGUUGGUGGCACCACCGCCCCCAGCAACACCGUGGAGCUUGUCCUGGAGGCUGGCGUGUUUGUGGUGACGCAGAGCAGUGGCUUGCAAGGCGACGUGGACGUGUUUGCCUCGUUCGCCGACGAAGCGGUGACAUCAUCGCGGCUGCUGCUGUCCGUGUCCAGCACCGCACUCCCAGUUGAGACGAUUGAUGUUGCGACGGUCGGCAACAACGUUGAGCCCGGCCUCGACCAUGGCGGCAACGGCGGCAACGGCGGCGAUGAGGUGGUCGUCACACCGCUCUGUCGCGUGACAGGCACCGCUGUGCCGCUAACGUUUGCCCUGGGCUUUGCCGACGGCACAACAGCUGCAGGUGCGGAGGACCUGGCGAUGGACGCGGCCGCGUUUGCGUUCGCGUCAUCAGCACCCGAUGUGGUGGAGGUGACAGCGGACGGCAGCGCUGUGCUGCUGCAAUCGAGUCUGACGCCUGUGCAGCUGCAUGUCGCCCUCUCGUCUGCGACAACUAUUAACACGACGGUGCACGUUCUGCCCAACGCACUGCCGGCUGUGGGGGAUGUGGACCUCGGCGAGCUGUGCGGACCUCCGCUGGUGAAAUCAGGCACCACGGUGGCUGUGCCUGUGUGGGUGAACACGGGCGCGCGUGCUGCUGCGCUCGUUGAUCUGCAUGUGACAUACAACCCGUCAGCCCUGCGCGCCGUGAGCGCAACUGCAGGUGCAGACUUCUCCGGACAGCUUGUGCAGCGGCUCAACGACCCGCCAGGGGUUGUUGCCGUUGGUGGCAUCUCGGACCCGUUCUCCGGCCCGCGUGCACAGGUGGCCGUGAUUGCGUUUGAGGUGCUGGAUGACACGCUGCCACUGGACCUUGGUGGCGUUGUGCAGACGCUAGCGACGCUGCGAGGCGCUGACAUUGGCGGCGCCACACCGCGCGCGAUUGUGGCCGGCCGACUGGCCAGCGGCGAUGCUGGCGAUGUUUCCGCCCCAGUCACCACCACUGCCACCCCUGCCACCCCUGCUGCUGCGGCCGCUGCGGGCCGUACACGCAGGGAGGCGACACCGUGUAGUAACCCGCCUUGCAACUGCUCCGAGAUUGUGCUUGGCGACACGAAUGCGGACUGCGUGUUCAGCAUCAAGGAUGUGUCGUACCUGCAGGCCAUUCUUGCCGAUCUGGCCCUCGACGAGGAAGGCACGCGCGCCAUGCUGCUGGACGCGCAGCUGCGGGAGAUGGACGUUGAUCGCAACGGUGUGAUUGACGCACGCGACUCUUCGCUCUUGCUGCGCAUCAACUUUGGCCUCCUGCCGUUUGUUGGCAAAGCCGCAACAUCCUUUGAUGAGAACGAGUGCGGGCUGUCGCUCAGCCUUCCGCUGCCGGCGCUGCCUGCUACAAGUGCCGCCAACACCUAUGUCUUCUUUGCCGUGGAUAUGCAGGAACGGGCAUCCUGCUUCGUUCAUCGACGUCAACCGCCGCGUGUUGUUGUCGGGCUCUGAUCCACUUUGCUGCUCUACAUCCGUGCCACCGCUCAACGUGACUGUGGAGACAUCGGCUGGUGCAAGUGCACAGCUGGUGUUGAACGACGCAGACGUUGACGUCCCUGCGCUGCUGUCGCCAACGGUGAACAGCAUGUGCAUGCAAGCACGCACGUCCACAAGUACCAGCACCAGCACCAGCACCAGCACCAGUACCAGUACGUCGUCCUCUUCGUCGACAUCGAGCUCGUCAUCCACUUCCACGAGCACCAGCACCAGCACCAGCAUCAGCACCAGCAGUAGCACCAGCAC